Molecule: messenger RNA, 1302 nt
Organism: Meleagris gallopavo (turkey)
Lineage: Eukaryota; Metazoa; Chordata; Aves; Galliformes; Phasianidae
Source: RefSeq, a predicted model, not a curated record
CUUUUGGCUUUGGGUGCAAUUCUUUAACAGAACUCCCUGAAGACACAGAAUUCCUGGAAGCCAUAACCAGUGCUUUGAGAGCUCUCUUACAAACAAUGGCAUCAAAGAACAUCUCCCAGUGUAUGACUCCUGAGCAGCUCCUGGCUUUAUGUGAAGCGAGUAUUCACAGCAGCAAUGCCAGUGUGAGAGUGAAUGUAGUGAGCAUCCUUGGAAUUUCUGGCAGCGUCUUGGCCAAAGUACAAGAUACAGCUGAAACACUAAAGAUGAUUGGAAAAUUUCUUCUUGAGGUGGCUAUGAAGGAGUCUUCUCUUGUGGUAGCAGGGGAAGCCUUGGAUGCCCUUUUUGAUGUAUUUGCAGAUGGUAAAGAAGCAGAAAAAGCAGCAGUACAGAUGAAGUUGCUUCCAGCACUGAAAGAAUUUCAGCCAGUGUUCAAAAUGAGGAUACGAAAAGAAGGCAAAGGACAAUAUAGUACAGAUCAACUUUGUGUUCUUGACAACGUGAAGAUGAAUUUGAGAAGAUUCAUUGCAUAUCAGGAGACAUUAGGCAAAAACCCCACUUGAAACAUCGAGGAACUUUAAGGUUUCUGUAUCAAAAAAUAUUUUCCAAAAAUAUACUAAAAUGUAUUGAAAAACAGUUUUGCUGUCAUGUUAAUAUUAGGAUUUUUAAUGUUCAGUAUUUUAUACUUCUGGGAUGAUGCAAUGUGGAAGUCCAGUAAAAGGAAGUGCGUAAAAAUGCAUAGCAUAUUUUGAGUUUAAAUGUUAGCAGAGAUGAUAAGUGCUCUUGCAGUCCUGAGAUCAGCAAAUAGCACCACUGUCAUUGUUAGAAACCUUCAUGUAUCCUGGCAGAAAACUACAAUUGCAUGACAAAGUAAUUUAAAGAAUAUUCUCAGUUAUGUGCCAGAUCAAGGCAGGGAGGCUCAAAGUAUUUUGAGGGAAUUAAGCAGUGACAGGAUGUUGAUAUUUGCUGUUUGCCUUUACCUGUUUGUAGCUUUGCACAGGCACUUACGGCAAGCUUCCCAAGAAGAGUGUGUGAUAAGUGUGUAGAUUACUGUCAGCACCUGGACCUGUUACUUCUUGAGGUUUGUCACAGAGGAAACUGUUUCAGAUUCAUUUUUGACAAAUUUGGUAUUAUGGCUUUUUACUAUAGAAAUCAGUCUUGAAAGGUGCUGCUCCAUCUUUGUGAUUUGAUUGCUAUUUCUGAGAAUCAAGUCUCCCAGUUUAUAUUCUUCCUUGUAAUUCUGCAUCUGGGUGAAUCUGAAUUCAGCAAAGUAUGAACCUAAUAAAAUAUUUUUAUACUGAAGUA